AUGGGUUUGGGAGCCCUUUCCUCCAGUCGUUUCUUUCUUCCCCAGCGCCUAGCCUUGCCCGCCGCUCCUCCUCUUCUCCUCUGGCCGUCUGGCGACUGCGACCGGCAAGGCGGCGACCCAGGCGAAACCAAGGAGGAAACCCGCUCCGCCGCUCGUCUUCUCUGGCGAUUGGCGAUUGUCGCCGAUCCCUACCGCUGCUCUUCUUCUCUACUACUCAGCCGACCGCCUGCUAGAGUCUCCCUCCCAUGCUGCUCAAGAACGCGCCGAUCCCCGCCCUCGCUCCUCUUCUCUCCUACUCAGCUGCAACGCCUGCUUGAGUCUGUGAUCGAGAUGGGGAUUAGCAAAACUAGGGAUUAG
Linum trigynum is the source of this 357-nucleotide messenger RNA. The record is from the annotation of a GenBank genome assembly. NCBI's taxonomy places the organism in Eukaryota, Viridiplantae, Streptophyta, Magnoliopsida, Malpighiales, Linaceae.